AUGUCAAUUAAUGUUGUUAUCAAAGAUCUUCAAAAUAAAAUAAAUCAACAUUACGCAGUAGUUCAAAGAUCCAAUUUUAACCAACAAAGUGUAUCCAAUGAAUCUGAAGCUAAUUCAACCAAUGAAUCUGAAACUAAUUCGCGAGACUCUUCAACUAAUUCAUCUUCAAGCUCUUCGAGCCAAAAAUUCACAAAUAUUAUUUCUGUGAUCUGGGAACAAUUUAUGAAGAUCUUUGAUAAGAUUAAGGGUGCGAAUGAUUACUCUUUAGAUCAGAUGUGUGGGGUUGUAUCGGUUGAUAUUCUUAGACUUGGGAUGGGAGUAAUUGGGAAAGAUAUGAUAAAAGGUUUUUGUUGUAGAAAAAAUUUAAAUAGCAAAAACUUAGAAAAAAUAGGUGCUUGGAUAGAUAAUAGUCAUUUAUAUAUCUACUGA
This is a messenger RNA of Rhizophagus irregularis DAOM 181602=DAOM 197198, 429 nucleotides long. RefSeq lists its product as uncharacterized. NCBI's taxonomy places the organism in Eukaryota, Fungi, Glomeromycota, Glomeromycetes, Glomerales, Glomeraceae. The record is from RefSeq and is a predicted model, not a curated record.